Messenger RNA from Sorex araneus (European shrew), 4371 nucleotides. RefSeq names its product RNA polymerase III subunit D (gene POLR3D). Gene Ontology annotation, cellular component: RNA polymerase III complex. The record is from RefSeq and is a predicted model, not a curated record. The transcript has 9 exons. Gene Ontology annotation, biological process: transcription by RNA polymerase III. Gene Ontology annotation, molecular function: DNA binding. NCBI's taxonomy places the organism in Eukaryota, Metazoa, Chordata, Mammalia, Eulipotyphla, Soricidae. Bases 163 to 1359 code for a protein of 398 amino acids.
AGCUCACUUCCGCCCCGCGCCAAGAUGGCGGCGCCCGGGCCCUGCCACGCAGACUUCCGCCGGGCGCCGGGAGCCGGGGCUGGCCGCGGGCGGCGGUGAAGGCGGACGCGUGUGCCGGGGAGCCGCGGCGCGCUGGUGCGGCCGAGGCCCCGAGGAGGCAGCAUGUCGGAAGGAAAGGCCGCGGGCGAGCCCAGCGCCCCGGGGGGGUCCCGCUCCCUCCUCACCGGGGCCCGGGGGCUGAUCGGGCGGCGACCCGCGCCCCCGCUCACGCCGGGUCGCCUUCCCUCCAUCCGCUCCAGAGACCUCACCCUCGGCGGAGUCAAGAAGAAAACCUUCACCCCAAAUAUCAUCAGUCGGAAAAUCAAGGAAGAGCCCAAGGAAGAAGUAACCAUCAAGAAGGAGAAGCGAGAAAGGGACCGCGACCGGCAGAGAGAGGGCCAUGGGCGGGGUCGAGGGCGCCCAGAAGUGAUCCAGUCCCACUCCAUCUUUGAGCAAGGCCCUGCUGAAAUGAUGAAGAAAAAGGGGAACUGGGAUAAGACGGUGGAUAUGUCGGACAUGGGGCCCUCUCAUAUCAUCAAUAUCAAAAAAGAGAAGCGGGAGACAGAUGAAGAAACGAAACAGAUCCUACGCAUGCUGGAGAAGGAUGACUUCAUCGAUGACCCUGGGCUGAAGAAUGACACUCGAAACAUGCCCGUGCAGCUGCCACUGGCCCACUCCGGGUGGCUUUUUAAGGAAGAGAAUGAAGAACCAGAUGUGAAACCUUGGCUGGCCGGUCCCAAGGAAGAGGACAUGGAGGUGGACGUGCCUGCUGUGAAAGUGAAAGAGGAGCCACGAGAUGAAGAGGAGGAGGCCAAGGUGAAGGCUCCUCCCAGAGCAGCCAGGAAGACCCCCGGGCUCCCAAAGGACAUAUCCGUGGCUGAGCUGCUCCGGGAGCUGAGCCUCACCCAAGAGGAAGAGCUGCUGUUCCUCCAGCUGCCCGACACGCUCCCGGGCCAGCCACCCACUCAGGACAUCAAGCCUGUCAAGACCGAGGUGCAGAGUGAGGAUGGGCAGAUGAUGGCCAUCAAGCAGGAGAAGGACCGGGAAGCCAGGCUGGCAGAGAAUGCGUGUACCCUGGCUGACCUGACGGAGGGUCAGGUUGGCAAGCUGCUGAUCCGCAAGUCAGGAAAGGUACAGCUCCUCCUGGGCAAGGUGACUCUGGACGUGACAAUGGGGACUGCCUGCUCUUUCCUGCAGGAGCUGGUGUCUGUGGGUCUCGGAGACAGUAGGACAGGUGAGAUGACGGUCCUGGGACACGUGAAGCACAAACUUGUAUGUUCCCCCGAUUUCGAGUCCCUCUUGGAUCACAAACAGCGGUAAAGUGAGGAGAUGAAGGCUGGUGGCGACCACGCCCAUGGCUGCUGCCUGCUCCAGACUGCUGGGUGCGACGUCGAAGGGGCCUGUUCAGCCUGCGCACGCCAGCCGUCGGCGGCCUCCGUCCUGGUCUUCCCCUGCCCUCACGGCAGUGAGUGAGGCUGCUCAUCCUGGUGCCGGGACUCCUCCCUCUUUAUUUAUUUUCUAUGGGUGUCUUCUCUCUUCCGCUGACUGCCACCUCCCUGACAGACGGGAGGCCCGUGGACGGUCCAGGCUCCUGGUCCGGGGGCCGCGUGUGGGUGCUCUGAGCUGGAAGCUCCUGCUGCGUGCGCCAUCCCCUUCUUCCUGAGCGGGCAGGGAGGAUUGGAGUCUGGGACCCAGCCCUGUGUCCCAGCUGUGUGACUGUGUGGGCAAACUACCUAAGCUCUCCAAGCCUCAUAUUCCUCAUCUAACCCCAAAGGGGAUCUACUACCUCUCGGGGCAGGCGUGAGGAUUAAAGAAAUACGAGAGAGGGGAAGUCCUCGAGGGCCAGACAGCCACGGUAGGCACUCAAUAAAUGUCAGGUUCCUUUUGCCGGGGCCUUUACAAAUCCAAUGAGCGCUUCCACAGCUCUCCCAGAGUGACUCGCGGCUUUCCCCUGUGUUCUAAGCCCAUAGACCCCCCCCCCAGGCCUGGUGCUGCAGAAGUCUGAGCCUCUUGGUCCUGCACACUCUUCGCCAAGCGCCCUCUGUUCAUGGGGGGAGGCAACUUCAGUUUUCUCAGCCGAGCAGUAUCUUUCCCCCACCUCGGCACCCAGCAGAUGUUCUUGGAAGUCAUAACCGGCCCCAUCCUCCUCCUGCACUUGACUCCUGUGGUCACCAGCCUGCACUCUACUUGCUCCCAUGAAACUGUUGUUAGUAUCUAAUUUCUGUAAGUGGUGAAGUCCUCACUACAUCAUAUGCUGCUGAGAAACUUCCUUGGUUAGACAGGAAGUAGUGACGUGUGGAGGAAUAAUGACUUUAUGACUCCCACCUCAGAAGCUUUGGUUUUGAGAAGCCCCCCCCCCCCAAUUUCCUAUCUAGUGGCCACCCACUCUACUUGAAUUGAAUCUCUGCCCCGCUACUGCUCUGUCCUUUGGGACCUUGUUUCUUCCCCCAGGCUGGGACCCUUGAAUGUAUGGUCCCUAGAGAAGCAGUUCUGCGCCCAGUCUUUGGCUGCGGGCUAAUUUUCCCCGGUUGCAGGGGGUGCUGUCUUGGAGGUUAGGAAAGGCCUCCUGCCCUGAGCUCUCUGCUCCUUGUGCCUGUGUUACAGUCGCUUUGGUGGAGCUGUGGAAACCACCUCUGGAGCGGCAACGAACCGCCCAGGCUUGGUCAGAGCUGCCUCUUGGCAACAUUUCAGUGGCCCCAGCGGUUUUGAAGGGAUUCACAUCCCUUAUUCUCACCUUCUUUUCCACACUGAGCCUUUUUUCAUCACAACUGGGACUGUUCCACACCGAUCACUGGAAGCUGCCCAGCUCGCAGCUAUGGGAUGGGCAGAGAAUCACGUCCCCUGGUUGGCCCCCAUGUAGCUCAGCACUCGGGGAGCUGCUGAGAAGUUGUGUUCUCUCCUCGCUCUGGAAGACCGGAGCUGACGCGUUCCUGGGAGACACGUGCCCUGGACGUCCUGUUGGCUUGAGGUUGAGCUUCAGAGGAACAGCUGCGCUGCGGUGUCUGGGCUUCUGUACUUGCUUCUCCUUUUCACCCGGCAGGGGCGCUGCCAGGGGGCCUCUACUGUGAGCCUCUCUCUGCUCUGAGUCUGGUUCAUGAACACCUUUCUGCUGCUGCUUUGGCCAACUCACAGGCCCUUGUUAGAUGUUUGGGGAUUUGCGGUCUUCAAGAAAGCUCGAGAAGGAGCAUGUGCCACUUUAACCUUCGUACACCAUUUCAGGUGUUCUGGGGAUUAAACGUAAUGACCCUGCAUCAGAGUCCCUGUGACCUGUCUCAAUGAUGCCCAGGUUGAGUGUCAUCAAUAAAAGUAUGGAAGAAAGAUGAGGCACAUCUGCUUUCUUGCCAAGCCUCUGAAGCAUACAUAUAAGCCAACAAAUAAAUCUAGGUCACAGGAGUAAGAACCCAAAGCCAAAUUAAAGUAUGAAAGUGCAUGUGUAUUUGUUACCAACCUGCUUAUGUGUGUGUGCAUUUUGUUAGGGUACUAAGGGAAGUUUAGGCUCAUUUAUGUUUUUCAGCUACUUGAUUGAGUGACAGAGUGUGAACUUGAGAGGCAGGAUUAGAUUUGAAUCCACUUCAGCCCCACCAAUAACUUGGGUGGGGGAUAAUUACUUACCUUCCCUAAGCUCAGUUUUCCUUAUUAACUGUAAAACGGAGAAUACCUGCUUCUUAAGAGAGUUGCAUUUAGACUAAAGUGGACAGGAGGCAUUCCUUCAGUGCCAGACAGAAAAUGCUGCUAUCAGGAUGUGCUCAGCUCAACUGACAGGAAACGAGACUGACAGUCACUUUGGAAAUAAGGACGUUUGAUUAUCUCUUCUUCUAACAAGUUUAGAGAUAGAAAGUUCCAGAGUUGGGUGGCAGCCAAAGUGGCAUGAAGUUGUUCUUGGUUCCGUUUGCUCUGCCAUCCUUAAUGUUGCAAAGUAACUGGUAGAGCCGAUGCUCUGGGUCAUUUUUGCAAAUGACUGUAUUCAAAGGAAGAGCAUGAUGUGAAAUAGAACACAGUAAAGAAACGUUCUCAUUCUGUGCCUGUCAGGAUUAGCCUGCAGAGGCCUCAGCACAACUGCCCAGUGUCUGCUAAGCCAGGUCACACCCUCACUUUGGACAAGGCACUGACAAGGGCUGGGUGGGCCGCUUUGUCCCCUCCGCUGGGUGUCCUAGUGCCUGUGGGACAGGGUUCUGUUAGCACAAAAGCAGAAUGACGGGUACAGUCUGUUAUAGUUGGCACCAUGUUAGACAAUACUGUCUAUUGUGGAUAAAUAAAAAAUAAUAUGUAUAAUCUUUAUGUGGAAUCUUUUAAAUUUUCACAUUCUUCUAAAUAAACCAGUUUUAACAUUUA